Messenger RNA from Ilex paraguariensis (yerba mate), 258 nucleotides. The record is from the annotation of a GenBank genome assembly. Lineage: Eukaryota; Viridiplantae; Streptophyta; Magnoliopsida; Aquifoliales; Aquifoliaceae.
AUGGUGAUGCACAUAAAGCAGAGAGAAGAGGAUAUUGCUAUUUGUGAAUGUAAAUAUGAUGCCGGUGAUCCUGACAGUGCAUGUGGGGAGAGCUGCUUGAAUGUACUGACCAGCACAGAAUGCACGCCUGGCUACUGUCCUUGCAAUGACUAUUGCAAGAAUCAGGUGAAUAUUCGGUCACUAAGUUUGUGUGUUUUUGCGUAUAUAUGUAGUGCAUCAUAUGGUGGAUCCAAGUAUUUUGGUCCACUGAAUAAGUGA